This is a messenger RNA of Penicillium olsonii, 834 nucleotides long. The record is from the annotation of a GenBank genome assembly. Lineage: Eukaryota; Fungi; Ascomycota; Eurotiomycetes; Eurotiales; Aspergillaceae.
AUGAGAUCUGGACUAACGACUAUUCUUACAAUGCAGCGCGAGAACAAGACGUUCCUCGCCCGCCUUUGCGAGCAGGCCGAGCGCUACGAUGUCGCCAACAUUGGCGGCGAACUCACUGUCGACGAGCGUAACCUUCUGUCCGUUGCCUACAAGAACGUGGUUGGCACCCGUCGUGCCUCCUGGCGCAUCAUCUCCUCCAUCGAGCAGAAGGAGGAAACUAAGGGUACCGAUGAGCACGUUGGCAUCAUUCGUGACUACCGUCAAAAGAUCGAGACCGAGCUGGAGAAGGUCUGCCAGGAUGUGCUCGACGUCCUCGAUGAGGCUCUCAUCCCCAAGGCCGAGACUGGCGAGUCCAAGGUCUUCUACUACAAGAUGAAGGGUGACUACCACCGUUACCUCGCCGAGUUCGCUUCUGGUCCUAAGCGCAAGGGUGCCGCCACUGCUGCCCACGAGGCUUACAAGAGCGCCACCGAUGUUGCCCAGACCGAACUCACCCCCACUCACCCCAUCCGCCUGGGUCUUGCCCUGAACUUCUCCGUCUUCUACUACGAGAUCCUCAACUCCCCUGAUCGCGCAUGCCACCUUGCCAAGCAGGCAUUCGACGACGCCAUCGCCGAGCUUGACUCUCUCUCCGAGGAGAGCUACCGCGACAGCACUCUGAUCAUGCAGCUCCUGCGCGACAACCUCACUCUCUGGACCUCAUCCGACGGCAACGACGGCGAGGCCCCCAAGGAGGACAAGCCUGAGGAGGAGGCCCAGGCCCCCGCCUCCGAGGCUGUUGCUCCUGCUGAGGAGAAGCCCGAGGAGUCCAAGCCUGUUGAGGCCGACUCUUAA